Effrenium voratum is the source of this 759-nucleotide messenger RNA. Lineage: Eukaryota; Dinophyceae; Suessiales; Symbiodiniaceae. The record is from the annotation of a GenBank genome assembly.
AUGUGGGAAGCAAUUGGAAUCGGAGUGCUCCUGGUUGCCCUGUGCGCUCCCCUGCUUCACCGUCCCGGGAUCUUUGGCUUUUUGGCUGGCCACAAGCGCGUGACGCUCGUUGUGGCGCAUCCUGAUGAUGAAGCCAUGUUCUUCUGGCCAGUGCUUUCUCAACUUCAAGCUUCAGGUGCCGAAAUCAGCGUGCUGUGUUUGUCCACGGGCAACUUUGAUGGCUUGGGUGACCUGCGCCGACGAGAAAUGGAGCGCUCCUGUAUGCAGAUAGGUGUCGUUGGCGAGGCUCUGCAGAUCUUGGACGUUGCCGAGCUGCAGGAUGGGUGCAGAUGGCCAGCGGAAGUCGUGGCUGCCAAGGCUUUGAGCUUCUUGCGAAAGCAGCGUGCAACUGCAGUGCUGACCUUUGACAACAAGGGGGUCUCAGGCCACCCCAAUCACAUCUCGACCAGUGAAGGCAUGCUGCGUGCCCGCGAGCUUGCUGAGCAUGACCUCCAGUUCGAUCUUUUCUUGCUCAAGAGUGUAGCACUAUACCAGAAGUACAUCGGCCCUCUGAGCUUGCUCAUGUUGGGUGCCAGUGAUGCGGCUGCCACGACAAAUAGUCCGACCGCGUGCCUAACGGCGUUGUCAGCUCAUUGGUCGCAGCUCGUGUGGUAUCGAGCUCUCUUCGCACUAGCCUCGCACUACGCGUACGUCAACACAUUUGUGCGACACGUGCCAGAGCGCGGAGACGCAGCACGCAAGAAGGACCAGCUCCACUGA